Messenger RNA from Orbicella faveolata, 2730 nucleotides. Its product is annotated as inactive tyrosine-protein kinase 7-like. Gene Ontology annotation, molecular function: calcium ion binding. The record is from RefSeq and is a predicted model, not a curated record. NCBI's taxonomy places the organism in Eukaryota, Metazoa, Cnidaria, Anthozoa, Scleractinia, Merulinidae.
UAAGAGGCGUUUUUAUAUAUGUGCCAUAAAUAGGUCAAAGAGGCUUUGUUACACAGCCACAUAAAAUACAGUUGAGGAAUUAAAAGGUCUCAUUUCGUGCGUUCGUAUGUGGACUGGCAUAUUUCUUUGACUGCAAAGUUCGCCAAAAAAGCAAGUUUACACAGUAGACCCACCAAAUUCUCCGCUUUUUUGAAUUGCUUUUGCUUUUCUUCCUGGGUUGAGAGUGGCCAUAGCUUUCCUUAUUGACAAUCUGUUUUUUUUAUUAACGCUCUUUUUUGAAUUGUAGAGAUUUGCUUGACGCAAUGUUCUCAGCUAAGAUGAUCUUGGUUUUUGCUAUGCUGCAAGGCUCGGCGACUGUCUUCGGAAAUCCUUUGUUUUCUGUAAUUAACAAAGGCCUAGAGGGAUGGCAGAAAACCCAUUGUGACCAACUGAGACGAUCCAGUGCAAACGAACAGUUCCCGUAUUAUUGUAAGCCAGGAGGAGUGACAGUAAUCUACGUGAACGUAGGGCCAGGGUGGGUCAAGACCAAUGGAAUUUCUUACCUUGGCGCCGUGCAGCAGAACGCAGACGUCAAAUUCAUAACGGAGCAAGAUGGCACCGGACAAAUACUGGCCAAGUUCAACGGUGCAAUACUUAAAUGUGAUGGCAUCUUCUCGAGGAAACGAAAGACAUGCACAAUACCAAAAGCUCUGAGACCAUGGUCUGGCGUUAUAACAGUGAAAAUAGGACGCCAUCCUUCGACCAGGUUUCUCAUGUCAGGCACACCAGUUUGCCUGAAUCCUGGUUUACAAGGUUACAAUUGCGACCAAGACAUCAACGAAUGCGUCGUACAUAAAGACAAACAGCUCUGUGCAUGGAAAGAUGGAUGCGUGAACACCUAUGGUGGAUAUAAAUGCAAGUGCCCGCCAGGUUAUAAAGUUUCGCCACAGGACUUUCGUCUCUGUGUGCCAGACGUUCCGAAGAUCUUAAGCCCUCCACAAAAUUUCAUAGUCAAGUUUUUCCAGACUGCGACCCUCCCCUGCCGCUACAGUGCUUCAGGCCCAGUUAUCAUUAAAUGGCAAUUAGCCAACAGGAUUAUCGCCAUAAAGCAACUAAAUGGUGCAAAGCAAACUCUUAGCCCUCGUCUGACGCUUCAUGACAAUGGAGACCUGUCAAUCAAGAAUGUGACUUAUGGGGACGCUGGGAGAUUUUUUUGCGUUGUGCAGAACGCCUAUUUUGGUGCCUACGUCGCACACAACCUUAAUAUUCAGUCACGGCCACUCGUGGACGCUCUUUUUCUGGUCAACGGCAACCGUACCAGAAGUCACGUGUAUCGAGUUGGAGAUAACGUCACUAUUGACUGUCUUGUGAUAGCCAUGCCAGUGCCCACUGUGACCUGGAGUUAUGGUCAGCAGACAAUCACAACAACAGCAAGAACUAAGGUGAUCCUUAGUAAACUUCCGAACUUGCCCCUGAACUUGGCAGGCGCCUUGCAACUGCAGCUCCGCAUUACUGGAGUCAAGCAUGCCGACACUGGUAUCUACAACUGCACGGCUAAAAACCGUCAUGGCGUUACAACCAAGACAAUCAAACUGACUGUCACGAAGUAGACGGCCUACAGAGCAUACUAAGUUGAAUAAAACAACUUUAACGCAGAAAUUAAUGGUACUUUGACUAAGUUAAAACAAGAUAUAACUGUCACGCAAUAGAGUAAUUAACCUACAUGGUGUCACACAGCUGUCAUGCAGUAACCACUAGUUAUAAUAUUACAGUGUGUCGUAAAAUAUAAGAUCGAAGUAAAUAAAAUGCCAGUUAGUUUACCUUGCGUAUCAUUUGCCGUCAUUAUCGACAUUCUCCAUUAUUUCUUGAUCCGACAAUCUGCCGAAAGACUCGGGACCAUUACAAAAAAACAUUUCAAUCUUCCGUAAGAAAAACGAUGGCGACUGGUAGAUUUACCCAUAAUUCUUAGCCCACGGAAACUUAACGCUCAUAAAAACAUUCAAAGUUCUACAAUCUUCAAACCUAGUACUUUAAGAGCUUUAUUGUUUUAGGGCUAGGGGCAUUGUUUCUGUUGUUUGUUUUAUUGUUCUCUCAAAGGGUAGCAAGCCAUUCAUGUGAAACCUUACGACAGCUGCCACAUCACCCUUCCCAUGAGCUGCACUCUCAACCUAAAAUCUUGUCUAGUUACUAGGCCUCGACAUUUUGUCUCGGUAAAUCGUUUUCGGGUCACGUGGUCCGAAAUUAAUUCAUCGUGAAGGCCUAGGAAAAAAGCCAUUCAGGAAGUACGCCGAACUACGCAACCUAAAACCAACGUGAAGAAAGAGGGUUCUAGGAAGUCACUGGUUUGAAAUUCGAAGUCCUACUCGAACUCAAUUUCGUAAUCAAAGGUCCCUAACAACCUCUUGCAAACCGAGCACAAAGGCGGUACUAGGGAAUAUUGACCUGGGAUCAUGGCAGUACGGACCGCGAGUGCAGCGAGUACGGCUCGAGAAAGCCAGGAUAGAAAGUAGUUUAUUAUAUUGCACUCGGACCCUGCUUGAUUCAGUUUCUACAUCAGAAGUUUUCAGAUCUUCGGAUAAUAAAAUGCGCUUGGUGAAUAGUCGUCUCAGUCUUUGUCCAUGUUGUAAGGAGCUUACAACAGCUGGUUGAGGAGGCGGCGUCGCCAUCCUCCACCUGCUAUCGAAAUUUGUUCCCGGUAAGUCCCGAGUUCAACUCCUCGACCGCGUUGUGUAAAUAUUCAGCUGGUCAGCC